Molecule: messenger RNA, 1182 nt
Organism: Ustilago hordei
Lineage: Eukaryota; Fungi; Basidiomycota; Ustilaginomycetes; Ustilaginales; Ustilaginaceae
Exons: 1
Coding region: 1-1182 (393 amino acids)
Biological process (GO): peptidyl-lysine methylation
Cellular component (GO): cytoplasm
Molecular function (GO): protein-lysine N-methyltransferase activity
Source: RefSeq, a predicted model, not a curated record
AUGAGCGCUGAUGGUAGCGCCGAUCCCAACUUUCCAACAGGUCUUCGCAUCCAACCUAGUAGCUUGCAUCGCAAUGCCGCACACAAGUACCCUCGACCAUAUCAGCAGAAGGAAGUGGACGGCUCAGCAGCCGCUCACGGUAGCGAACAAAUAACAUCAUGGGAGCAAGACACCGCAAAAGACAUCGAUGACUACGGAAUCGCAGGAAGAAUCUGGGAAGCUGCUUACUUGCUAGCACGCUAUCUUCGACCUGCAAACCAACAACCGGGUCAAUUAGAAUUCGAUCCUCCCUGCUCACUAUUUUCGGAGGCAGGACCCAGCUCAAAGCCUCUGACAGUAGUCGAACUGGGGUCUGGCGCCGGAUAUGGGUCUCUACACCUCGCUCGUCAGAUAGUGCAGCAUGCUAAAACAGCAACAAUCAAGCCGCCUCAAGUGAGGUUGGUUCUGACAGAUCUGGAAAACGUAGUCCCUCUCAUGGAGCGCAAUGUCGAACGCGCCGGUUACAAACAGUCUACCGAAGUGAUUGACGUCAGCAUACGAGGCCUUGCAUGGGGCAACGAAGAACACGCUUCGCGGCUGCUUUCGGAGCUCUCUCACAGUGCAUCAAAAGCGUCGAACAACCCACUCACCCACAUUCUGUGCUCGGAUCUCGUCUACUUUCCGGAAUUGCUCCCGCCAUUGUUGCGAUCUAUCAUCUCGCUAUCUAGCGAUGGACUGUCUAACGCCGAUACGCAAUCUUCUGAAGGCAAAGGACCAGAGCUGAUCAUCUCAUACCAAAUCCGUUCGUUGACCAAAGAACAGCCCUUCUGGUCCGCACUCGGUUCCUGGUUCGACUUUCAAGCCGUCGACUGCCGGCCGAUACUGCGCAAACAGACAGAAUCGGACUCUGUCGAUGUUACAGCGGAUUCAGAAUGGCAUCGCUUCGGAUCACAAGGAGAGGACCAUGGUGCAUCAGCUGAUGCGGAUCAAGAGCUGUUUGUCUUUGUUGGAUACAGACGCGAGGAAACGUUCGGCUUUUUGGCACCAGAGAGUGACGCCGACCUGAUGCAGGGGAACAGGCUAAGGCCACGGCAAGGGCAAGGAGAGAAUGGCGAGGAUCAAUACGAACUCGAGUCGCCGACGUCCGGGACUGACUACUUCGAAUGGCUGUUGUUGUCCAACAUGGGUGUUGGAAUGGGCUGA